AUGGAAGAUUUACACAUUAACAACACUUCACAGGACAACAGCGACUACUACAGCAACAUCAUCUUUGACCACUUUAAUUUCAGUGACUUCCAUGACUAUUUCGAAGCUGAAUUCAUCAUAAAUGUGGUGACAUGCGUAAUCUUAAGUAUCGGCCUGCCUUUGACCCUCAUGGCCAUCUAUGCUCUCUACUCUCAGGUGAGAAAUGAUCAUGUUGCUCCGAUCUACAUCAUCAACCUUCUCAUCUCUGACGUCAUUCAGUUUUGCUACAUGAUCACUGAGGUGGUGCUUGCCAAGAACCGUAUGAUAUACGUCAUCUUCUUUAACAUAUACAUCUAUUGUCUGCAGGCCAGUGUUGGCUUCAUGGUGUGUGUCGCCCUGGAAAGGUAUUUGGUCAUCGCCUGCCCACUGUGGUACCGCUUCAGACGAACCAUCAAGAUCUCUGUGCUGGUCUGUGUUGUGGUCUGGGUUUUUCCUGCUCUCAGUCACAUUGUCUCUUUUUGCUCGGACCCUGAAACAGCCGAAAUCAUUGUUGCCGUCUUUUUACUCCUUCCCCUCCCACUGCUCAUAUUUUUCCUGGGUGGGACCCUCAGAGCUCUGUCUGCCACCAACUCGGUCCCAUUUGACGAAAAACGACGAAUUAUAGGACUGUUGGUCCUGGUGCUGCUGAUUUACACGCUGCUGUUCCUGCCCACUGUCAUUUGGUUCAUUGCAACAUCAAACAGAAAUAAUUACAUUCUUUACAUGGCGUUUCCUGUGUUACUUAAGUUGAGUCCUCUUGCAGAUUUAGUUCUGUAUGUUUUCAUGAGGAAAGGUGCCAUAGACAGGGUCUUGGCCGCUGUGUGUUGUUGCAGAAUGGACAGCAAUGAAACCAGGAGUAAGGCAGUAUCAGUGGUGACAACACAUCCACAGUCAGCUUCAAGUAGGCAAAGACAGAGGGACACAGAGACAGAGAUAGAGGAGGGAACAGAAGACAUGUAG
Messenger RNA from Epinephelus lanceolatus (giant grouper), 978 nucleotides. NCBI's taxonomy places the organism in Eukaryota, Metazoa, Chordata, Actinopteri, Perciformes, Serranidae. The record is from RefSeq and is a predicted model, not a curated record.